AUGAAAUCGGGCUUCAAAACGGGCUUCGGGUCGACCGCGGCGUUGGGACGGUCGGUCGGGACGAUCGGCCGGACAGUCGGGUCGUGGGCGAGUUGGAACUGUCGUGGCCGGAUGGAUUCACGGUCGGCCGGCGUGGUCGGGCGGAUAGAGAUUUGGCCUAUGGUUUCUCGGCCGGACGCGGGACGUUCUUUCCCGGCUCGGACAGAUGCAUCGGCCGUGGACUGGCUAUUGAGUACACUUUGA
Molecule: messenger RNA, 243 nt
Organism: Microthlaspi erraticum
Lineage: Eukaryota; Viridiplantae; Streptophyta; Magnoliopsida; Brassicales; Brassicaceae
Source: the annotation of a GenBank genome assembly